UGAAAUUCCUUCGACGGUGAGACGGCCAUUGUUGAAAAGAACGUGUUGUUUUAAGCGUUCGUUUUGCCCUCAAAAACUGGGAUAUAACGCGAACUUUUUAAUGAAAUUUGAAGAAAACAUGCCUCGUUCGAGAAGGCGACGUGAGGGGAGUUCAGAAGAGAGCAGCGUUGCAAGUUAUCGGAGAAAAAGGCAUCGACGUAGUUCGCCCUACGCUUCGCAUUCGAGUCGCAGUACUUACCGAAGCCGGCGUUACGAAGACAGUAAAAGCAGUACUGGAAGUGGAAGAAGGAGGCCACGGAGCAGAAGUAGAAGUGAACGCCGACAGAGGAGAAGAAGAGAUAGUCCUAAUGACUCAAAAUAUUCUGUAAGUAACUUGUUUUAUAGCGGAGAAAAAUUCAAAAAUUUUGCCUUUCUGCUGUUCGUUCGACUGCCAAGAAUUGAAGGGACGAGCAAGAUACAUUUGUAAUACUAUUUGGGGUAUUUUAACAAAAGCAUUGGCCUUCUAACUUUUAAAAACCGAUGGGAAACCAAAUUUUAAAUCACUGUUGAGUGUGGCACUUUUUUUAAUACUAUUUGGAAAUCUCUGGUUUCAGCCAAUGUUAUCUUGAAAUAUGGUCAGCGAUAUUGUCUGUGGGCUCGAAAUUUGUCAGAAUGAAAUUUUGAUAACAUGCGCCUAAAGCAGAAAUGUGUAAAAUGCCCCAGAUGUAUUACUUUAUAGAAAGUCUGUUUAAUAAAGCAUGUUUAAAAUUGCACAAUAUAUGCAUUUCACAAGUUCGGUAUCUGGUUAAUUGACUAUUUUUAGGUUUAAAGGUAGGUGCCGUGUGGUAAAUAAUUCUGAUAACUUAGCUCAAAUGACUAGUUUGCUGAACUUGCUAGAUGUGCAUGUUGCUAUUUACACUUCUGGUGCUAUAUUUGUGAUUGUAAAAAUCUGUGCUUGCAUUAUGAUUCAAUUAUUGUAAACUCUAUAUGCAAAAUAUCACAUGUCAUACACAUAAUAUCACAUGCUUGUCAUACUAGCAAAGUGUGGCAUUUAAUUGAGAAUCAAAACUCACAUGCCCUGCUUGUGUGUAUAUCUUUCUAUAUCUGAAAAUGAAAUGCUGAAUUGAAUGUCCCGUUAAUGCAACUGCGACGAUAAUGCAAUUGUUUCGAUCAAAUGGAUGUGAAUGAAUUUCAAUGAAUAUCGCAUAUCUGUCGAAUUGCUGGCUGUUUGCACAAAACCGUUGAUCACAACAGAAGGAAAGACAAGGGAGCGAAGAGAAGGGAAGGAAGGACGGAACAAGCCAAAUGGUGCAGGAUGAUAAAGAUGGUCACUUAAAGUACAAACCUGGCGAUUGGUUGAAUGAAAGAUGUAUUAAAAUUUUUCAGUACUCUCUUUGUUUUGCGGUAACAUUAGAUAUACUUAAAGAUGUUUUGAGUGAGUUGCUGCCGUUGUUUAGACUUUAGAUCAGGUUUCAUAAUGGUAAUUGUUGAAGAUGUUAUGGGCUUAUGGCAAUGACUGGUGAAUGGAAUUUUGAUAAUACUAGAUCGAGAAACACUGAUAAUACUAGAAUAUGUUGUGUUCUACAGUAGUUUUCUGAAUUGUUUAUGUAUCUAAACUGCCUAAAAAUGAGUAAAACUCUUUGGUGUUUCAAGCGAAGUUCUUCGUCCAACAUUGAAGUGUUUUAAUUUGGAGCAAAUCAGUAGUCAUUGCCAAUGGUGUUAUCAUUAUUAAACCUGACACUGAACAAUUGAGGCAGGCAGCUUUCUCAAACAUUUUUUGAGCUCUGAGAUCCGUUGAAAACCAACACGAAAUAAUAUUAUGGUUGUUUGAUUUGUACUUGACAGUCUUGACUAACAAUGACUACACAGUUGCUUGUAAUGAACUCAUAAAUCAUCCUUUUGAAAGCAUACUUCACAAUAAUUUUCUUUUUACGAUGGUACAGUACCAAUGAGAUAAAGUAAUAUGCUUUUUAAUUGAAUGAAAGAUCACAUACUGAUAGUCCAUAUAAACUGAUUUCCACAAUUUAUUUUUUGCCUAAAUACUUUAUGAACACCAUCAUACAGUUCUUACAAGAUGUAGAUUUGUUUCAAGUUAAGUUUAUAAUCUUAUUAUAAGAAAUGUGCUUUCUAAGAACUUCUUUUGAAGUACAUACAUUUCAUCUUAUUCACCAGUAAUCCAGGCUGUAUGGCGUUUUCUUUUUCUGAGAAUCAAGACUAAACAUCUGCCAUAUGAAACAGAACAUUUUGUCACUUUGGUUUAGCAGCUGUUGAAUUCGGGCAAAUACAUUAAAGUAUUUUAACACGUAAAAGUGUCGUAAUGUAUGGCUUGCACAAGUUCUAUACAAAUGCGAAUUGCACUAUUACCGCACUAUACAAAUUGUGAAUAUCCCUAGCUCUGAUUGGACAGGCAGGUACCAUGCUACACGCCUCAUAUAUAUUCUUCUGUUGGCGCAAUUACGAUUUCUUUCAAGAAUAUGUAUUGCUUUUAUUUCAGAGUUGGAUUCUGUUCAUUUCUUGCUUCAUUAUAAUAUAUUGAUUUUUUGUGUUAUUUAGAUAAAAUUCUUAGUAUGCUAGGUGAAGGCACGUUUGCCAAGUGUUUGGAAUGUUAUGACAGGUAGGUUAAAAAAUAAGAAUUAAGAGGCAAUUUUUUUUCAAUGUCACGUAUAUUCAGUGAAAAGUGUUCAAAACCUAAAAUCUUUUUGGAGUUCCUCUCAAAAUUACUUUGCUUUAGCUUUAUUCUCUAGUUUAUAGAGUUAGCAACCUGUUUAAAUGCAUCUGCCGGUUGAGAAACAUAAAAUAAUAGUUAAAAAUUGUCAAUUAAAAUACAAUUAUCAAUGAUGCUUUAAAAUUGAUGCCAUAUUUACACUUUUACAGCCAUGUAAGCAAAACUUACUGAACUUCAGACAUCAUUUUCUCUUUGGCAUAUAAAACAUUACAGAUAAAACAUUAAACAUACUUUUUAAGUUUGUUUGCCGAUUGAGAAACGUAUCGAAAAAUAAAAAUUUUGAAUUUAGUCAUAACGUCAAGUGGUAUAUUAAACGCAUUAGUUUUGAGUGUGUGUUAUGUAACAUACAAAAAAAUCUCAUAAAUAGUAACCAUUUACUGACACAGUGCCUCCAAUUGUACCCUAGUAUCUUAUUUUAUGAAGAAGCUUUCGUGGGUAAGGAUCAUAGAUAUCUUAUAUACACUAGAUAGCGCAUCUUUUGUAGUAAAAUUGAAGCCAAGAAUAUUCCAGCGGUUACCCCCAUUUGAAUAGAUGGUGGCCAUGUUGGUAGGAAAACAGCAAUAACUUUCAUCAUUUGAAUAGUUUAAAAAUGUAUUUGGAAUAGGUUUAACUUAAUGUUUAAGUUCUCUGUUUAAUGAAAUAGAAAACAUACGAAUCUUCUCAUUUCAUGAUAAUAUCCUGAGUCUGCAAUCACGGCUUCAAUUUUUGAAUUGCAGAAUAAUUAGAUGCACUAUCUAGCCUAUAUUAGAUAUCUGUGGUAAGGAUGCAAUACUUUUCGGCAAUUUCAGGUACCAUAGUUGCAUUCCUACCAACGAAAGCUUGUUCAUAUUAUUGGCACCUACACUGGCACAGACGGUUCAAGAUUUGUUAUUUUAGCCUGUCUAAUAUGUUAAUUUUUUGUUUAGUUCCACAAGACAAACCGUUGCUGUGAAAGUAAUUAAAAAUGUUGAUAGAUACAGGUAACAAAUUAAUUAAGGGCUUAUUUCCAAGCCUUGAAAUUUUACAUUUUCAGCACUGUCCAAUGUUAUACUAGCAACUUGAAAUCAGCUAUCCACCCGGACAAUCUAGUAUCCCACAUUCGAAUAAUGGUUAUUCUAGUUAGCAGUAUCAAAAUGUUGAAGCAAAGUUCAAAAUUCAAUGUUGGUUCUCUUUUGGGAUACUGCAAAUUUUAAGCCCAGAGUCCUAUAUUGCCAUAACAAAUUUUACAGGCAAAAUAUCAAGUAUACAUUUACAGUGAUUUCAAACACCGAAAAGUAUGUUGAAAACAGCACAUUUACGGACCUUGAGCUUCCCCUGCACUAACAUCUUAUUGCCUUUUAGGGAUGCCGCUAAAAUUGAAAUAAAAGUUCUGGAAAAAAUUUGCCAGAGGAAUUCUGCAGACAAAAAGUAAGAGUGAUACAAAGUGAAGUUUUAUCACAGAAUAAAGACCAACAGCAUAACUGCUGCCAUGUCAUGAUUUGCAAUGAUUUGUCAUCAAAGUGCUGUCACCAUGUUCCUAGCCAGGAGAGGCAUUCACCUCCCUGAAUUUUGCCAUUGAAUGUUUUUUAGGGGGUGAGUGCCUUGUAAGUGCACUGACUAGGAACGUAGCGACAAAAUCAGAGGCAAAACCAAGAAGUCAGUCGUUUGUAACCUCUCUAUUCUGUGGCAUUAUGCUUGAAGUGUUUUUUUUUGAAAAUAAUUCUUUCAUGGAAGAAUUCAUUUUUUUUCUAGCUUAUGUAUAAUGUUGGUUGAUUGGUUUGAUCAUCAUGGUCAUAUAUGUUUGAUAUUUGAAAGAUUGGGUCUGAGUGUUUUUGAGUUCAUGGUAAGUUUGGGGACCAAGUAACUGAUAGAUGAACCAAGUACACAACCAACUGACAGUCUCACAGUGGAAUUUGGUUAUGGUUCUGUUGGUGAAUGACUCCUAAAUUCUUGUGAAUUUUCAUAUUUUUCUAGAAAGAGAAUAGCUAUCAAGGUUAUCCUUUAGAUCAAGUUCGACACAUUUCCUACCAACUAACUGCAGCAAUAAAAUGUAAGCUUCUAAUCUUCGUGUUUGUUUUACACGUUUCUCCUGAUCUUUUUCCAAAGUAUCUGUUUAGAUUCAUCUCUUUUAACUAAGUAUCUUAUAAAUUUUCAUAAUUUUUCUCCUCUAGUUUUACACAGUAUGUCUCUUUGUCACACUGACUUGAAACCAGAAAACAUGUUAUUUGUGGAUUCAUCAUCUGAUUUGUUCCGCAAUGAAAAAAUGGUAGGUUGGAUGUAGGAAUGUUCGGUAUGAGAAAUUUCCGGUAUCGGUAUAUCGUAAAAAUUUCUACCGGUUUUCCUUUGAUAAGUGUAAAGUAAAUUUCUUUAAUUGAAGUUUGAAGGAAAUUUUGAGUAAUUCUAAAAGGGAAAAUGAUAAUUUCGAACAUGUUUCGAACGACAUGCACGUACUCAGUGUAAAAUGUCAUUGAAGUGGAAAUUCUAAAUCUUUGCAGUAGAAAGUUCUUUGAAUUGCCAUUCAGUAGUAAAAUAAAGGUUAUGGUUUCGCCCAUAUAGUUGGUAAAUUUAACACGGUAAUGUAUACCAAAAAAUUCCGGUAUAUCCGAAAUUUUUGGUAUAUCGAUAUGGUUGAAUAUCCGGUAUCGAUAUACCGAUAUUGAUUUAAUACCGAUAUUUUCGGUAUAUCGGUAUACCGAACAGUCCUAGUUGGAUGAGGAAAAAAAGAUGGGUGUCACCAAGCACUAUAUCAUGCAGCCUGCAGUUAGAGACAGUUUAAGACUCUCAAAAGAUGAAUUACCGUUCAGGUUUUUUUUUCUACAACCAUUCCAAUAGGAGAAAAAUCCUCCACAAGUUGUUUGAUUGUCUGUCAUUUGGAUGAAAAGUCAUGUGAUUGCAAACAAAGAAAAAAAAAGAAUUGAGAUUGAAUUGUUUAAUUUUCUUGUUAUGAGUGUCAACAAUUUUAGGUUCUGCUGUCCUGAAGUGCUUACUGAAAGCAAUGUGGGUUGGGAAGUGAAAUUUUGGCUAAGGCAGUGGACUUGUGUGGGUAAAGUUAAUAUACAUAAAUGUUUUUCAGAAGACACGUGAUAGAAUUGUUCGAAAGCCGGAUAUCAAGGUCAUUGAUUUUGGUUCUGCAACAUUUGAAGAUGACCAUCACAGUAGGACUGUGUCAACGCGACAUUACCGAGCACCAGAGGUGGUUUUAGGUAAGGAUAUUUGUUUUAAAGUUUAUGAGUUCACAGCCAAAAAUUUAUGAGUUCAUGGCCACCAUGUCGAUGGACAACUCUUAUGCGUUUCUUUGAACGAACUUAAGACGUUUAGAUAGAUAGAUAGAUACUACUAUUACUACAGUUUUAAUAGCUACUGCCUUGUUUUUACAUUUGUGUAGAAUUAGGGUGGAGCUAUCCAUGUGAUGUAUGGAGCAUUGGAUGUAUUAUGUUUGAGUUAUAUACUGGAUUCACUUUAUUUCAGGUUAGUAGCAAGCUCUUUCACUGUUUAGGUUUUGCCAUAUUGUGGCACUGAAUUGUUAAAUUGUUUAUUUCAGACGCACGAGAACAAAGAGCAUCUUGCAAUGAUGGAAAGAAUUCUCGGGCGGUUACCUUCGUCAAUGUGUUGGGAAUCAAAGUAUGUUCAUAUCAAUAGACCUUGUGCAUAAUGACGUCACAAGGAUUGAUGCCCGCGAGUUAUGCUGGUCUUAGUAUAGCCCGGGAAAAUUAAACAAUUCAAAAUGGCCUCUAUCGAAAUUUUCCCAGGCAAUGAUUACUAAGAACGGCAUUCCUCGCGGGCAUCAAGCCUUGUGACCUCAUUAUGCAUAAGGUCUAUUACUGUGAUAUACUUAAUACACACGGCUUGCAUAUAAUCUAUUUGUUAUUUUUCUAGGAAAACGAAGUAUUUCUACAAAGGAAGAUUAGAUUGGGACGAGAGAAGUAGCGAUGGGAAAUACGUGAGAGAGAACUGUAAAUCAUUACGAGUAAGAAUAUAAUGUGUACAUUAAAACCCGCAUAUAAGAACCUAGAAUUUAAAAACCUGAAAACUCCUUUUUCAAAUGUCAUAACUUCUUUUUCGAAUGCCAAAACUCAGUUUUCAAAUGCCAAAACUCAGUUUUUAAAUGCCAAAGCUCAGUUUUCAAAUGCCAAAACUCAGUUUUCAAAUGCCAGAAUUCAGUUUUCAAAAGCCAGAACUUUUGCUAAAAUAUUACCUGCUUGAAACCCAAGAAUUGCAGAUUUUUAACCAACGCCUUUUCGUACAUACACUAACUAUUGUGCAACGUAUUCGUUUUAGAAAUACGCUAAAAGUAAGGAAGAAUCCCACCAAAGUUUUUUCGAUCUCCUGGAGUGCAUGUUGGAAUAUCAACCUGAGCAAAGAAUUACAGCUGCCGAAGCUUUAGAACAUCCUUUUUUUGACCAAAUGUGCUCUCCGAGCAGAACUAAUAGCAGUUCACCACGCACGAGCAGGUGACAGGCGGGGAAUUUUGAAGAGGAAGACAAGAGUCACCACCGGCAGAUAAUCAGAGCUGUGGAAGAAUUAGAAGCAUUUCGAUAUAUACAUACAUAAACGGGAAUAGGUGACAUAAUACAGUGAAGUUUUGAAGAAGGUGAUUUGAAUGAUCAGGGUGAAGGCAAGGAUCAGGGUGAAUUACUGAGGCAGAGAAAUCUCCAAUAUAUGCAUACAUGCAUACAUACAACACCAGCAGAGAAUCAUAGCUGUGGAAGAAUUAGAAGCAUUUCCUUCUCCAAGCAGGACUGAUAGCAUUUCACCACACACCAGGCCAUACAGGGAGACGUCGAUAAGAAUGAAGAGAAAACUCACAACGAAAUACCAGGAAGAAAUCUAUGAGUAUUCCACGUAUACAACACCAGCAAAGCUGACCCUAUAUAUAUAUCGUUUCUGCUAACAACAGCCUUACCACUGGGACCCUAGGGUGGAGUUAACCAGACCCGAGGAAGCACUGUCGUGCAACAGAUGAGAUGGCAAUCAACUUACACAGUUUAUAGUUUAUUAUAUCUUGUACUCGAGCAUUCACAGUUGUAGUUUAAUGUUUGUGUUUCGUUAAACCUGGUUUCCAUAUUUGGUCGUAAUAGUCGUAAAAAUAGAGUCACGAUCUUUCUCAACGGCCAGUUUCUAAUAGUUUAUACCUGUAAACCACAUAUAAAUCAUAAGUAUUCUCAAGUUAUAAUCACCCCGCGUAUUUUCAGUUCUAAUUUCGGCCAUCGCCUAUCGAAGGGAAGAUGGCUGUGAAACUCAUUAGAAUAAGAAUAUAAUUCCUUAUCUAUGUUAGUCAACGUUUAUUCAUAAACCUGGUCGUUUCACCGUCACGUGUGUAUUGUAUUUUUACAAAAUCUACCAAAGCAAUUUCCAGUUUCCCUAUUGUUCGAGUCAUGGAUAGGUGACUUUCCUAAAAUAUUGCUAUUGGUUAGUUGGGCAAGAAUACAAUACACACGUGACGGUGAAAGACCAGAUUUAUGAAUAAACGUUGACCAACAUAGAUAAUGAGUUAUAUUGUUAUUCUAAUGAGUUUCACAGCCAUCUUCCCUUCGAUACGCUAUGUUUCGGCUGAUGAGAAAGAUCGUGACUCAAUCUUUACGACCAUAUGGAAACAACGCCUUAGUACAAUGUUUGUGUUUCGCGAACAAAGUUUUCCUUGACAAAUUUUCCCUUAACAAGUUUUGUUGGUGUGUACGGCAAAAAAUGGACAAUUUUUCCUUGCCAAGAAAUUGACAAUUUUUCCUGUCAUGCCAGCUUUUGGAGAAGGAAAAUUUGUUCGCGUGUACGGCCGCCAAGGAAAGCUUGACAAGUGCACAAGAAAUACUUGUGUGGUAUUGGCGUGAAAUAGAUAUUCAACACCAUUUCAUGAAACAAAACUUGUCAAAAGGGAAAGUUGUCAAGGGAAACUUGUUCGCCGUACGUACGGGUAGCUCCUUAGACGUCGUGCAUAUGAUAAUGUGAAAGUUUAUAUCGAGUAUUUUUUGUUCCUCAAUAUAGUAUUUUGUAUGAUCGCUCGCCAAAGCUAUCACAUGUAAAUUAUUUUGUAUACAAUACAAUCACAAUUGAAAUAUAUUUUAAUUUAUGUUUCAUAAUAAAUCUGAUAUACAAAUGAUAAAGUCGUCGUAUUUUUA
Messenger RNA from Paramuricea clavata, 8775 nucleotides. NCBI's taxonomy places the organism in Eukaryota, Metazoa, Cnidaria, Anthozoa, Malacalcyonacea, Plexauridae. The record is from the annotation of a GenBank genome assembly.